CAGGUGUUGGUAAAUCAUGCUUAUUGCUACAGUUUACAGACAAGAGGUUUCAACCAGUGCAUGACCUUACUAUUGGUGUAGAGUUCGGUGCUCGAAUGAUAACUAUUGAUGGGAAACAGAUAAAACUUCAGAUAUGGGAUACGGCAGGGCAGGAGUCCUUUCGUUCCAUCACAAGGUCAUAUUACAGAGGUGCAGCAGGGGCUUUACUAGUGUAUGAUAUUACAAGGAGAGAUACAUUCAACCACUUGACAACCUGGUUAGAAGAUGCCCGCCAGCAUUCCAAUUCCAACAUGGUCAUUAUGCUUAUUGGAAAUAAAAGUGACUUAGAAUCGAGAAGAGAAGUAAAAAAAGAAGAAGGUGAAGCUUUUGCACGAGAACAUGGACUUAUCUUUAUGGAGACGUCUGCUAAGACUGCUUCCAAUGUAGAAGAGGCAUUUAUCAAUACAGCAAAAGAAAUUUAUGAAAAAAUCCAAGAAGGAGUCUUUGACAUUAAUAACGAGGCGAAUGGCAUUAAAAUUGGCCCUCAGCAUGCUGCUACUAAUGCCACACACGCGGGCAAUCAGGGAGGACAGCAGGCCGGCGGAGGCUGCUGUUGAGUCUGUUUUUACUGUCUCGCUGCCCACAUGCAGCUACUCACUCAUUCGUUCACCCUCUCCUCCUGCUCAGCUGAGACAUGAAACUAUUCGAAAUGGCUUUAUGUCACAGAAGACUUUAAUCCUUCAAAUUCUUGUAUAACUUGGAAUAAAUGGUUAAUGUUCACUUAAAAAGACAGAUUUUGGAGAUUGUAUUCAUAUCUAUUUGCAUUUGAUUUCUAGGUCAAUUGAUGUGAUUAUUUUUGUUAAAUGUUGUCUUGUGCCCUUACCUACGAACUGAAUUGUAUUAAACACUACAAAGUCAUCUUGAGUAUUUUAAAUUGGUUUGUGUAGUUAGGUUUCCCAACACCUGUGGUUACCUAAUGUUUAAUAUUAUAGAACUGUCCUCAAAAAGUUUGUCAAUUUUCAAGGCUAUAAGGAAAAACAGAAGGACUCUUUUAAUUCUGUAUUUAUCAUUUACUUUCUGUAUAUAUAGUUUAAUAAUCUGCUUGGGUGUAAUUUGCCAAGCUUGAAUUCUUUAAUGCAUUUGCAUAAAUUCUAUACUGUUUAGAGCUUAAAGCUACAGAAGCAUUAUUAGGAAUUGCUUGGACACUGAAUUUUAAACUUUUUGACAUUGUUAACAAGCAUGUUCAUGUUUUCUUGUCACUAGUUCAAGAAAAAUAUGCUUAAUGUACAUCACUAAAGGCUAUGUAUGUGUUAACCUGUUUUAAUGCCAAAAGUUUGCUAUUUGUCCACAAUUUCUUUAAGACCUGUUCAGAAAAGGAUUUGUUUGCCUUAAUGAAUACUGUUGGGUAAAAACACAAUAUAAUGAGUGAAAUGGGCACAUGCAAGAAUUGCCUACACCUAAGCAACUCCAAGAAGAAGGAAUGUCCACAUGCAGAUGGCACAUUAUGAGGACUUUAAUCUUUCCUUAAACACAAUAAUGUUUUCUUUUUCUUUUAUUCAUAUGAUUUCUAAGUAUAUUUUUCAUGCAGGACAGUUUUUCAACCUUGAUGUACAGUGACUGUGUAAAAUUUUUCUUUCAGUGGCAAACUAUAAUCUUUAAAAUAUGGUAAGCAUCUUGUCUGUUUUGAAGGGGAUAUGACAAUAAACCUACCAGAUGGAAAAUCCUGUUAAAAAGUAGAAAAGCUUUAGUAAUUGACGCAGUGUGGUGGUUUUAUCCUUUUUUUCUUUUUCUCCCUUGGUCUAUAAUGAAAUUGUUAUAGCAGUGCAAAAUAAAAUCCUAUGUAUAAAA
This is a messenger RNA of Ceratotherium simum simum (southern white rhinoceros), 1827 nucleotides long. The record is from RefSeq and is a predicted model, not a curated record. Lineage: Eukaryota; Metazoa; Chordata; Mammalia; Perissodactyla; Rhinocerotidae.